CCAAAAUCACAGCCCUAACCUGCUCCCUUAGGCUCCAGGCUCCCCCCAACCCUGUGUAGGAUAAGUGGUACAGAAAAUGGAUGGAUGGAUGGAUGGAUAGUUCUGCGAAAAGAGGGCACUAACUGCAUGGAGUGUUGCCCCCUGCAAAGCUGCAAGACUUAUUAGCCCAAGCAAUGUGAUGGUCAAGCUUUUUAAAUCACCUAGCAUCCAACUGCAGGCCGAAUAUCCUGAAUGUGUUAAUACUUUUCAAGCAGUGAAGAAAGAAAGCAAACUGUCAUGAAGAAAACACAAGUUAACAAUUAAUGACUGUUAUAAAUGACUCGUUAACUGGGAUUUGCAUCUGUACAGUAGCAGUGCACAAGCAGUGCUUCUACUGUCUAGCUCAACGUGUGAGAAAUUUGACAGGUAACCAGUAUGAGUCAGAAGCUGAUGAUUAUCGACACUGACUGCGGCAUAGACGACGCCCAGGCUAUAAUGCUGGCUCUCGCCUCAUCCAAUGUGAAGAUCCUGGGCAUCACCUGCUGCUUUGGAAACACUGAUGUGGACAAUGUGUGUCAGAAUGUGCUGCGUGUACUGUUUGUGUGUCAGCGUACUCAGAUUCCUGUCUUUCGAGGAGCAGCGAGCUGUUUGGUUGGAGCAACAAACCCAUUCAAAGAUCAUUUCGGGACAGAUGGUUUGGGAGACGUUUUGCAGGACAGAGACUCAGACACUUGGAAAACACAAAUACAGAAAGAGCAUGCGGUUAAUUCUUUGAUCAGAUUGGUGAAUGAGCAUCCAGGGCAGGUCUCUCUUGUUGCUCUGGGCCCGCUCACAAAUUUAGCUCUGGCUGUUAGAUUGGAUCCCAGCAUUCCCCAGAAGCUGAAGGAUUUGUACAUCAUGGGAGGCAACAUGGAAGGUAAGGGAAAUCUGAUGCCAUGUGCAGAGUUUAAUUUCUGUAUGGAUCCUGAGUCUUCCUAUAUAGUCUUAGAGGAAUAUCUGUGUCCCACACACAUAGCCACCUGGGAGUUUACCUGCAGAAACAAGCUCUCUUGGGAGUUCUUUGAUGAGCUGAUUGCCCAGGACACUGCAGCUGCUCGUUUUAUGAAAACGAUCACCUCCAAAUGUUGGGCUUUCUCCCAGGAGCCUGGAAGAAACGCUAAAGAUGUACUUUUCGGGUCAGGGUUCGUGCCCUACGAUGCCUAUGCUGUGGCAGCAUGUGUGGAUGGCAGCGUGAUCACAGAAAGUGUGGAGUGCAGUGUUCGGGUGGAGAUCCAGGGAGAACUCGGUCGAGGUAUGAUGGCACUGGAUUUCUUGGGCAAGCUAAAAAGUCAUCGUGUGUUUGUGAUGAAGACCUGCAACCUCACCAAGUUCAGCUCCAUGCUCAUGGCUUCCUUACAGCAGCCAUGAGGAGUUACAGCAAGAUCGGAACGGUUCAGUGGGCGAAGGUUUCAUAUUCUACUCAUCCAUUUUGGAUUUUGAGGAAAAAUCUUAAAGGUCCUCUGAGUAGCCUCAUUUCACCAUCUGGAUUGUUUAGGCAUUUCUAAAUUAAUAGGAGUUUAUAGGACAUCGGUAAGAACACAACUCUAGUGCCAAGCUGCCACACUCAAACAAAUCCAUUUAUGUUUGUGUAAUGUUGUGCCUGUAGGUUUCACACCUCAGCUAAUAAAUUUCACAAGAUUUUCCACCACCGAAUGGAAUAUGUUAAUAUUAUAUUGCUUCGUAGGGAUUUUUCCCUAUAAAUAAUAGGAAGUAUGAGGUCCGAUAGCAGGGCCAGCCCUUGACACCUCUGGAGCUGUUGAUUGUUUAUGGCCUUAAUUGUGGAACUGGCUGUGUUAGAAGGAAGCGUUAAUGCUGGUGUAUGGGGUUAGGAUCAUGCCAUUUGAAUUUGAAUGCAAAUCUAUGAAAUUAUAUUGUCCAUUUACAGUGCACAUCACCUGAAAUUGCUGAUGAGCAAACUCAAAGUAUCACAUAGUUGUCCUGGUUUAAAAAUAAAUUUCUAAUCAAA
Ictalurus furcatus (blue catfish) is the source of this 1984-nucleotide messenger RNA. RefSeq lists its product as uncharacterized. Lineage: Eukaryota; Metazoa; Chordata; Actinopteri; Siluriformes; Ictaluridae. The transcript is spliced from 7 exons. The coding region runs from base 415 to 1386 and encodes 323 amino acids. Gene Ontology annotation, molecular function: hydrolase activity, hydrolyzing N-glycosyl compounds. The record is from RefSeq and is a predicted model, not a curated record.